UGAAGCGGUCCUCUUAAAUUUGAAUUAAAGCCUCCCACUGUUCUUCUCCCAUUUUCCGCAGCAGCCUCCUCUUCUUCUCAUUUUCUGUCAUCUUCCCUCAUUUUCUCUCAUUUUCUCUUCUUCUUCUCCACCAAAAUUUCAAAGCUAUUUACAAAUUUUUUUGACUCUCUCCCAAGAUCUGCAGCCAUAUCCACCAACAGAUAUGGAGGAAAGACGCAAUCGCCGUGACCGUCGUAAUUACAUUUUACCGGGUCCCAACGAUCCAUCAUUGCUAUAUGCCCAAGCCGAUCAUCGGUCUGAGGCUAUAUGGCAACAAAGUAUGGAUGUUGGGGCAAUUGCUUGUAGAAGGACGGGAACAAUUCUACAUCUGGAAGACAUUCCAGAUCAAAUAAGACCUUACCUGCGACGAACUGGAUUUUAUGGGGUUAUACGGUUAGGUUUUUUUGCACUAGACUGGCAUCUAAUUAGUGCAUUGGUUGAGCGGUGGCGACCAGAGACUCAUACGUUUAUGUUUCCCGAAGGGGAAAUGACCAUUACCCUUCAGGAUGUAGGGCUAAUAACCGGGUUGCCGGUCAAUGGUGCAGCUGUUACUGGGCGAUCACGCCACUAUUGGCCAUCAUUGUGUGAGGCACUAUUAGGUGUCGUUCCACCUAAUAGUGCCAUAAGGGGUUGUUAUCUGAAGAUGGUAUGGCUAGCUGAGGAGUUCGGUCAGCUUCCAGAUGACUACGACGAGGUAGUUGUGCAGAGGUUCGCACGCGCAUACUUAAUGAGGGUCAUUGGAUCUCUUUUCAGUGAUACAUCUGCUUCGCGUGUUAACCUGAUGUUUUUACCUCUGCUAGCCGACCUGGAGGAAGCCGGCAAUUAUAGCUGGGGAGCUGCAUGUCUGGCUUGGCUGUACAGACAGUUAUGUAAGGCGACUAAUCCAGAAGUUAUGCAGAUGGCCGGUCCAUUAUUCAUAUUGCAGAUAUGGGCAUGGGACCGUAUCACAGCUGUAUCGCCUACACUGUCUGUACGAGUACCACAUCACGAUGCUCCACUAGGCAGCAGGUGGAGUAAUGCGAGGCAGAUAACAGAGGUUGUCACCCAUGUACUCGUGGAGCUGCGUUACCAGCUUGAUCGGUUAUUACCUGAGCAGGUAAUAUGGGAGCCAUACACCGAUGCCCUUAUUGAGUCGUUACCCGAAUACUGCCGACAAGGACGACAAAUUUGGAGAGCUGUAGUGCCACUGGUCUGCUUCCACAUUAUAGAGUGGCAUCAGCCUGAUCGGGUCAUGCGACAGUUUGGUAUGCAGCAGCACAUUCCUGCUGAACCUCAACAGUCUGCUGCACUCCAUGAUGUCGAUUUGCGUAAGAGCGACACAGAUUGGGCUGAGGUGCACUCCCAUUGGAUUGCGCGCUGGAACACCCGAGAAAGACGAAUAGUAACUGCCCCGCCAGCAACGGAACCACUCCAUUUUCAUUCGGAGUACAUGGAGUGGUAUCGUAGGGUGUCCAGACGCUGGAUCUCGGUUAAAGGAGCGGCUAUGGGAUCGGGGGAGGAUGGUGUAGAGCGUAUGCAGGCUAUUGCGACAAAUCCGACUACAGGGAGCAUGACGUCCAUUUGCGACCUCCUUCAAUCAGUUUCAUUAUGUAUGAUGGAGGAGAGGCGGCAAACACAAUUCCCAGCUCCACAGCCAGCACCGCCUCGACCUCACAUCACGUCUGAUCCAGAUGACCCACCCAUUCCUCAGCGCUCAUCCAGAGCACGUGGUCAUGCUAGGGGCCGUCAACGGGAGCAUGCUCUAGCAUCAGAACGUGAUAGCGACGUGCAUCCAGUACCUCCCCCGAUACAGUAUCACCAGUCUCAAGAGGAAUACGGAUAUGCUCCAGGUUCCUCGCACGUUCCACCCAGUUCUUCUCAGGUACCUUCCAUGUAUUAUCCUACUCAGAGUCAGUUCAUGGGAUGGACGCCUGGACCGAGUAUAGUGCCUUCGGUUACUCCCGCUGCGUCUGGUGUACCAUGUACGCCUAUUGGAUCUAUGUUUCCUGCAUUUGCCUCAGAGUCUGCACAUGAUGAUACAAUCCUGGAUUAG
Molecule: messenger RNA, 2071 nt
Organism: Manihot esculenta (cassava)
Lineage: Eukaryota; Viridiplantae; Streptophyta; Magnoliopsida; Malpighiales; Euphorbiaceae
Product: serine/threonine-protein phosphatase 7 long form homolog
Exons: 6
Coding region: 203-2071 (622 amino acids)
Biological process (GO): meristem maintenance; meristem development
Source: RefSeq, a predicted model, not a curated record